GGUAGUGUUAUAUCACGUUUUAAUGUAUUGCAGAAGUGUGGCCUCAUAAUAACUGCAAAGGAAAUAGCCUAUAGAUUGAGAAAAACUACCAAAAAAAGGUUUUUAGUAUUUCAAGCCUAUACAUAUAUAUUUUAACCAGCCGAUCGUUGUUAAACAUUUAUUUCCUGUAUAUGUCGAAUAUUUUCUCUUUUUUUAAUCCGUCCGGUCACUCCGCAGGUUUAUGUUGUCGUCGAUCAAGAGAGGUGGGGCUUUCAAGCAGUUCUGUGCAAGGAGUGGCUGUUUCAACGGUCUGUUUCAACGGGGGCGCGCAGGGAUUGGUUGGAGUGGGCGGUUCCGCAGGUGUCUUACGCUCAUAGAGGGACAGGGUAGAGAGAAGGUGAUCAAUCUCAAUCCGUCUACAUUAGCAAUCACCUAAACACAGUACUAGACAUAUUCGAGUAGUCAAAUGCAGUCAUCUUGAUUUAUUUGGUCGUAAAUCAAAACAAUCAGUGACUGAUACAGUGAAACUACUGCAGACCACGUGUGAGAUCCCAGCAUCGGCACACCUGCGUUUUAAAAUACUUUAUUUAUUUUGUAUAUCGGCUACUUGUUUGUACCCUUCAACCGUAUUGCUUUCCAGAAAUCUUCGAUUGGUGGAUAUUUCUAUACAGACACGCAUUUGAACAGACAGAAAAAAGAGGAAAAGAAGGAGAAGGAUAUAAAAAAGUCUUUCUUUUGGUCCUUUUCCCGUCAAACUGCAACAUCGGGGGAAAUCGAACUACUGGCAAGAACUGGGGAGACCCGUGACUGCCUCUAGCAUGAUGUCAUACCUCAAACAGCCCCCGUACGGCAUGAACGGCCUGGGGCUCAGCGGUGCAGCCAUGGACCUACUUCACCCUUCUGUAGGAUACCCAGCGACGCCGAGAAAACAGCGCCGAGAAAGGACUACCUUUACGCGCUCUCAGCUGGACGUAUUGGAGGCGCUCUUCGCCAAGACGCGCUACCCGGAUAUAUUUAUGAGAGAAGAAGUUGCCCUGAAAAUUAAUUUGCCCGAAUCCAGAGUCCAGGUGUGGUUUAAAAACCGUCGGGCCAAGUGCCGACAGCAGCAGCAGAGCGGCAGCAGCACUAAGGUCCGUCCAGCCAAGAAGAAGUCCUCGCCUACCCGUGAGAGCACGGGGUCGGAGAGCAGCGGCCAGUUCACUCCACCUGCCGUGUCCAGCAACGGCUCCUCCUCCAGCUCCAACUCCUCCAGCAACAACGCGGGCAUCAGCAGCACUUCUACCUCCAUCAGCACUCCCGUCUCCUCCAUCUGGAGCCCCGCCUCCAUCUCCCCGGGCUCCGCCCCUCCGUCCGUCUCCCUGCCUGAACCCAUGCCGCCCACCAACACCUCCUGCAUGCAGCGCUCCGUCUCAGGGGGCAGCGGGUCCUCCUACCCCAUGUCCUACAACCAGACCACAGGCUACAGCCAAGGCUAUCCAGCCCCAUCCAGCUCCUACUUUGGCGGAGUGGACUGCAGCUCGUACCUCGCCCCCAUGCACUCUCACCACCACCCGCACCAGCUCAGCCCCAUGGCGCCCUCCUCCAUGUCGGGACACCCGCACCACCACAUCAGCCAGUCCUCGGGGCACCACCACCACCACCAUCACCACCACCACCAGGCCUACAGCGGGGCUGGCCUGGCCUUCAACUCCUCAGACUGCCUGGAUUACAAAGACCAAACUGCCUCCUCUUGGAAACUCAACUUCAACACGACGGACUGCUUGGACUACAAAGACCAGGCCUCCUGGAGGUUCCAAGUUUUGUGAUUUUCCUUUUUAUUUUGGAUUUUUUGAUAGUGUGGUGAUACAAAAAAAAAGAAUCAUAAUACAUGAACUUCAAAAGUUAACGUAUAGUUAGACGUUCAUCAACUUGACAUUUUUUAAAAUCCCUUUUAAGAAAUCUAAAACAAAACAAAAAUAAAUAAAUACACAAAUGGACAGCUGUGGACAAGCUUUGCAGUGUUUUUCCUUUGUUUUAUUUUUUUACCUUUAUCAAUGAAGAAUUGUACUGAAAGGCCCUUGGAUGACCUUAAAUGCUGGACAAGUUUUAAAGUGUCAUUUUAACCAAACUUCAGUGAGCACCAUUUCCACAGUUCCCUAUUAUGUGCUCAUCUCUUCUAAUGACGAGGAGUGCUAUAUUAUUCCUUCACACGAACUCUGACAGCCCAACGCCCUUAUUACCUCCACCCCAAUCCACUUGUAUAAUUUUUUUUCUUAAACUUGUUAUUUUUAGGACGAAAGAGAUUUUAGUCAGCUACAUAAAGGAGCUGAAAUGUGUAAAUAAGUAAUUGGGUCAGUUACAGUGGCCGCAUUUAGUUGGUGUAACUGGGUUUGAAAUUGUUUUAAAAAUAUUACGUAAAAAAUAGUAUCUUCCCAAAUUCUCUAAAGAUAUGGAUUUGGCAGUGAGAAAAAAAAACGUUUAUCGUUUUGACACAUUUUUCGUGAUCCUGAAUUUCAAAGAUAUAACAGUCAAUUGAAAUUAUAAACGUGUGUUAUUGUCCGAUAAAAAAGAGAGAAACUGUUAAAUGAUAUAGAUAAUUGGAUUUCCAUUCAAGUUGCUGUCAAAAAAAGCAUUGUCUCUAACUGAUAUUGAGGGCGACUAAUUUUUAUGGCAGCACUUGAAAUUCUUAUUUGAGUUCCUCCUUAAUUGAUAGAAACGAAUUAGACAUACGAUUUCAAUACUCCAGUGAAAUGUUGAAUGUAUUUCCGGCGACGGCCCCUUACAUUCUUGUCCAUACAAUAAAGAUCAACUUAACGAUU
Molecule: messenger RNA, 2777 nt
Organism: Anguilla rostrata (American eel)
Lineage: Eukaryota; Metazoa; Chordata; Actinopteri; Anguilliformes; Anguillidae
Gene: otx1
Product: orthodenticle homeobox 1
Exons: 4
Coding region: 798-1784 (328 amino acids)
Biological process (GO): regulation of transcription by RNA polymerase II; multicellular organism development
Cellular component (GO): nucleus
Molecular function (GO): DNA-binding transcription factor activity, RNA polymerase II-specific; RNA polymerase II cis-regulatory region sequence-specific DNA binding
Source: RefSeq, a predicted model, not a curated record